UCUACUCACAGGUUAUAUCAUCACUAUUGUUGAAUCUCAUUCCAGCUGGUCAGGACAAGUUGAAUCUUAUCUCAAAGACUAAGAUCAGUCCAAAGGAGUGGGGGCGGUAUUGUAAUAAGAGCUCGGAAAGUUCAAAAUACACUGACAACAUUAUGACAGAAUCAGAAGUUAUAUUUCGUGAGGGACAGUUGUUAAGUGGUGUUUUGGAUAAGUCACAAUUUGGUGCUUCUCAGUUUGGCUUUGUCCACUCUUGCUAUGAGUUGUAUGGAGGUACAAUGUGUAAUUAUCUGUUGUCAGCUCUUGGCAGGAUCUUCACUGGUUUCCUUAAACUCUAUCACGGGUUUAGUCUAGGAGUGGAAGACAUAUUAGUGAAACCAAUGGCAGAUAAAGAGAGAUUUAAAAUUAUUGCUGAGGGUAGAGAUUGUGGGCUUGAAGCAGCUGCUGAUGCUUUUGUAGUUAAAAAUGUUAAAGAUAAAGAUUUAGUGAUAGAGAAGUACACUGAUGUUCAUCACACUAUUGGUAGAGAUGGUCUCAAAGUGUUAGAUUUCUUUAUGAAAAAGAAAACUGAUCAAAUCAAUAAUAAAGUUAACGUUGCUUGUAUUCCUGCUGGUUUACAUAAACCAUUUCCCAGUAAUUCUCUACAGCUAAUGGUACAAGCUGGAGCUAAAGGCUCUACUGUCAACUGCAUGCAGAUAUCAUGUCUUUUGGGUCAGAUAGAGUUAGAAGGUCGACGCCCACCAAUAAUGCUAUCAGGACGGUCCCUACCUACAUUCCUUCCUUACGAUACCACUCCUAGAUCAGGUGGUUUUGUUGAUGGUCGGUUUCUAACUGGCGUAAGACCCCCAGAGUUCUUCCUUCAUGCUAUGGCUGGACGAGAGGGUCUUGUUGAUACUGCUGUGAAGACAAGCCGCAGUGGGUAUUUGCAGAGGUGUCUCGUAAAACAUUUAGAAGGAAUUACUGUCAAUUAUGAUCUAACAGUAAGGGAUAGUGAUGGUUCUGUUCUUCAGUUCCUUUAUGGUGAGGAUGGAUUGGAUAUUAGUAAGACACGAUUUCUCUCAUCAAACCAGAUGUACUUCCUUGAGGACAACUAUAAAGCAUUUCUGUAUAGGUUGGAUCCCACCUCAGCAGUGAGUGUACUAGAGACAACAAAAGCUGCAAAAUACCAAAGAAAGGUUGAUAAAUGGAAGAAGAAGCAGAAGCAAAGACUAGCAACACCAAGAAUAAGGAGAAGUGGUUUUUUGGAUUAUUGUGACCAGCAUCUUCCUGAGAUUUUAGCUAAAUACUCUGACAAUAGUCAUAGUACAAGAGCACAGGCGCAUAGGUCUGUAAUAGAUUUAUGGUAUUCCUCAUCACCAAUGCUAAGGAAAGAGUUUAAUGACAAGCAUGAUACCGUGUAUUAUCCCACUACAUCAGUACUUAGACCUGACAGGUAUUUUGGUUCAGUUCCAGAGAAACUCACAUCAGACAUUGAGCAGUACAUCAGUACCAGUCCAACAUUUAAAAACAAUGGAAACCAGCAAACUUUAUUGACUCCUGAAAAGUUCAGGACUCUGUCACAGUUUAAGUGUUUAAGAGCAGUAGCUGAACCAGGAGAACCUGUUGGACUACUAGCAGCACAAUCUAUUGGUGAACCUUCCACUCAGAUGACAUUGAAUACAUUUCAUUUUGCCGGUAGAGGAGAAAUGAACGUCACACUAGGGAUACCACGUCUAAGAGAGAUAUUAAUGACUGGUAGUCCUAAUAUUAAAACUCCAGCAAUGGAUGUACCACUACUACCACUGCCUGAUGCAAAGGAGCAAGGAGAGAAUAUCAAGAAAUAUUUCAGUCGAGUAUUACUAAAAGAUGUUCUUGAUUCUGUUGAAGUGUGGGAAAGUCUGGAUCGGAAGGGGGAGGGGUUCUAUCACAGAUCUUACGUCAUAAAAUUAACAUUCUUAGAUCCAAAGUAUUACAAGGAUGAGUACAUUGUGACUCCUUCAAAAAUAUUAGAAUUUGUUGAAACCUGCUUCAUCAAUAAACUAACAGCAGUCAUUAGUAAAGAAAUAAAGAAAUCAAAAGAUAAACUAUUAAAGACUCCUGGUACAUAUGUAGAUAAAGACUCUAUCCCUCAACAAAGUUCAGGAGAUGAUGACAAAGACAUUGACAAUGAAGGAAUGGGUCAUGAUUCUGAUGAUGAUUCUGAUGAGUCUGAUGUAGAAGAAGCCGAAAAAGCUAUCAAGAAUAAGAAACAGCAAGUAUCAUAUGAAGCAGCUGAUGACGAGGACAUUGAAGCAAUUGAAGGAGAAGAAGAGGAAGGAAAGGAGGAGGAAGAAAAUGAAAAAGACACAAGAAAGGACAACAAUGAAGAAAGUAUUCAAUUAGAUAUGGAGGCAGAAUCAAUGUAUGAGCCACUCCCAUCACAGAAGAGUACAUCAAUGGACUCUAGUAGGAUUGAAGCAGUUGUUUCCAAAAAUUCUCACUUGUCUGAGUACAUAUAUGAUGCAGAAAAUGAAAGAUGGUGUCAGUUCACACUAAAAUUUGAGACUGGUAAUGAUAAGAUUAUGAUGUCUUAUUUCAUAGAAAAACUAUCGAACAAAGUUGUUGUUUGGGAGGUUCCUGAUAUUAAGAAAGGAUUCCUUGCCGAGAGUCAAGUUCCUGGAGAAGAGGGACUCUACCGUUUGAAAACUGAAGGUGUCAAUAUGCAGGAACUAUGGAAGCAUUCUGAUCUGCUCAAUGUUAGGAAAGCAUAUACUAACAAUAUACACAUUAUCGCCUCCACUUUUGGCAUUGAAGCUGCUGCUGUAGCCAUUAUCAAAGAAGUAUCAAGUGUAUUUAAUGUGUAUGGCAUAUCAGUUAAUCAUCGUCACCUGUCCCUUAUUGCUGAUUACAUGACAUUUGAUGGAGACUACAAGUCCUUCAGUAGGUUUGGUAUGAACAGUAACAGCUCUCCAUUCCAACAGAUGAGUUUUGAGACUACAAUGAAGUUCUUAAGAAGUGCAACAGUUAGAGGAGAUGUUGAUACACUUCGGUCACCUUCAGCUUGUCUGGUGACUGGUAAUGUGGUCCAUGGGGGGACUGGAGCUUUUCAAUGCUUACAAAAACUAGUUAUAUGAUCUUGAUACUAGUUUUAUUCAAAUUAUUAUUAUCAUUUAGAUUAAUUGAAAUACAGUAGUAAAAAACGUGACAUGUGUAAGUAUAUUUUUGGCAUGGAUCAAAACAAAA
Molecule: messenger RNA, 3198 nt
Organism: Amphimedon queenslandica
Lineage: Eukaryota; Metazoa; Porifera; Demospongiae; Haplosclerida; Niphatidae
Product: DNA-directed RNA polymerase I subunit RPA1
Exons: 29
Coding region: 153-3089 (978 amino acids)
Biological process (GO): DNA-templated transcription
Cellular component (GO): RNA polymerase I complex
Molecular function (GO): DNA binding
Source: RefSeq, a predicted model, not a curated record